Elaeis guineensis (African oil palm) is the source of this 2730-nucleotide messenger RNA. NCBI's taxonomy places the organism in Eukaryota, Viridiplantae, Streptophyta, Magnoliopsida, Arecales, Arecaceae. The record is from RefSeq and is a predicted model, not a curated record.
CAAUGACAUCUCCCUUCAGUUCACACAUUUUAUCAGUCUCGGACCUCGUUGCCGCUUUUCUCUCUCAUGGUCUUGUUGAGGGAGGGAGGGAGGCUGAGAGAGGUGAAGCAGCUGCGGUCUUCUUCACUUCAAGGAGUCACAUCAAAAGCCAACCCGGCGAGUCUUUUUCCAACAGCACCCACCCGUCCUUCUCUUUCUCUCCGUCCCCAUACGUUUCUCGUUCUCUCCACCACCACCACACACACACACACACAACAAAAAAUCCCUCCCAUCACUUUUGUUCUCCUCCGUCCAUGGGCAUAUCUUCCUCUUUGUAUCUCACACUCGUUGAUUUGUCUCUCGUUCUUCACACCUUGAGCCUCCCUUGCUUCCAAGCAUAAGCAUACAACGUAUACAUAUAUAUCAAAUCGUCCUUCUUUUUUCGGUAACAACAUGAAGGAAGGGGAGGUAAUUAGGAGCUCGGCAGGGCAGGUGAUAAUGGAGAUAGAGUCGAACAAGCCGGCGGGGAAUGGAAUUGUGGUGGCGGGACUGAGUCCGCUGAGUGAGACCCUGUGGAAGGAGAAGAUUAAUACAGAAAUCAUCGGCGACGUGUCGGCCAGGCUCACCUGGAAGGACUUGACGGUGACGGUGACGCUCGGCAAUGGAGAGACACAGCAGGUCUUGGAGGGCCUCACCGGCUACGCCGAGCCGGGGACUAUUACUGCCUUGAUGGGCCCGUCGGGGUCGGGGAAGUCGACGCUUCUUGACGCGCUCUCUGGCCGCCUCGCCACCAAUGCUUUCCUCUCUGGAACUAUUCUCCUUAAUGGAAGGAAGAAGAACAUGUCUUUCGGGACUGCGGCGUAUGUUACCCAGGAUGACACCUUGAUUGGUACUUUAACAGUGAGGGAGACUAUAUCAUAUUCCGCUCGCCUCCGGCUUCCUGAUAUGAUGCGACAGGAGGAGAAACGAGCUUUGGUGGAGGGCACCAUUGUUGAAAUGGGCCUUCAAGAUUGUGCAGACACUGUGAUUGGUAACUGGCAUCUGCGGGGGAUAAGUGGUGGGGAGAAGAGGAGGGUCAGCAUUGCUCUUGAGAUCCUUAUGAGACCCAGAUUGCUCUUCCUUGAUGAGCCCACAAGCGGUCUUGAUAGUGCUUCAGCCUUCUUUGUGACAAAAACUCUGCGCGGUUUAUCAAGAGAUGGAAGGACUGUUAUAGCGUCCAUUCACCAACCAAGCAGUGAGGUUUUCGAGUUAUUCGAUCGCUUGUACUUGCUCUCAGGGGGCAAAACUGUUUACUUUGGGCAGGCUUCAGAGGCAUAUGAGUUCUUUGCUCAAGCUGGAUUCCCUUGCCCAUCCCUGAGAAACCCAUCAGAUCAUUUCCUAAGGUGCAUAAACUCAGACUUUGAUAAGGUGAAAGCUACUCUAAAGGGAUCGAUGAAAGCAAGGUUUGAGAGAAGUGAUGAUCCCCUUGAGAAAAUGACUACAAUGGAAGCUAUCCGAAGACUGACUGACUUCUAUUGUCAUUCCCAAUAUUACUACUCAGCACGAGAGAGAGUGGAUGAAAUCUCCCGAGUUAAAGGAGCAGUGUUGGAUUCAGGAGGCAGUCAGGCUAGCUUCUUCAUGCAGGCUUUCACUUUAACCAAGCGCUCAUUUGUGAACAUGUCAAGGGAUUUUGGUUAUUACUGGUUGAGACUUGCGAUUUACCUUGUUGUGACAAUUUGCAUUGGAACCAUUUACUUAAAUGUUGGAACUGGAUACAGAUCCAUUCUGUCUAGGGGUGCAUGUGCUUCUUUUGUCUUUGGCUUUGUCACAUUCAUGUCUAUUGGAGGAUUCCCAUCAUUCGUGGAAGAUAUGAAGGUUUUUCAGAGAGAGCGGCUCAAUGGACACUAUGGUGUGUCAGCGUUCGUCAUUGGCAAUACAAUUUCUGCCUUGCCAUUUCUAAUCUUGAUAACCUUUACCUCGGGAAGCAUAUGCUAUUUUAUGGUCCGCCUUCAUCCUGGUUUCAUGCAUUACUUGUUCUUUGUUUUGUGCCUCUAUGCUUGUGUUACUGUCGUUGAGAGCUUGAUGAUGGCCAUAGCCAGUGUAGUUCCCAAUUUCCUCAUGGGAAUCAUUGUAGGAGCUGGGAUUCAGGGAAUAUUCAUGCUGGUUUCUGGGUUUUUUAGACUCCCACAUGACAUCCCAAAACCCUUCUGGCGAUACCCUAUGUCUUACAUCAGCUUCCAUUACUGGGCACUGCAGGGCCAAUAUCAAAAUGACCUGAGAGGUCUUGUAUUCGAUAACCAGGAGCUACCUGAGUUACCCCCAAAGAUUACUGGAGAGCUCGCACUCGAGCAGUUUUUCCAGAUCGACGUGAACCGAUCAAAAUGGUGGGACCUAUUGGUUCUUUUCAGCAUGGUUGUUAUCUACCGUCUCUUAUUCUUCAUUAUGAUCAAGGUAAACGAAGAUGUGACUCCAUGGAUUAGAGGCUACAUUGCAAGGAGGAGUCUGCGGCACAAGAAGAACAGCAGACAGCAUGCUUCUGCGGAUCACGUCAACAGGACACCUUCACUCAGGGUCUACGUAGUUGAAGCAGAAACAUGUUCUACAAAGAGUUAGAACACCAAAUUUAAAUUUCACUACCGAAGAUAUAUGUGAUAUUUAAUGUUGUUUCGUUCUAAUCAAACACAUAUAUACAUGCAUGCAAGUCCAUGGUGACAUCAAUGUUUAUUGUGCACUUAUAUAUUAUACAAAGGAAAGGAGAGGACCGCCGGAUCA